CUGAAGAGCCAGGUUUGGAAACUACACUGUCUGAGUCAGGGUCAGAGCAGACGACAGCUCAGGCUGAGGAAAAUAGCACUCCUACUGACGAAGCAGCAGCAAAUCCACCCCCUGAUAUGACAACAGUUGGGAAAACGAACAAAGGCGAGGCUCCCCCUGUCCCUCCAUGUAGUGAAUCGUCUCCAGAACCAGCAAAGAAAGAGGACCCACAGAGUGACCCCUCAGCCUCUGAGAAGGCAAAUGAACCAGACCAAGCUGAUGAGUCGGCUGAUUUAGAGGAGGAGAAAGUGUCUGAAUCCUCCUCCACUGCUCCUGAAGAGCCAGGUUUAGAAAACAACAAAGACGAGCAUGAGAAAACUGGAACUCCUCCAACAUCUCCAUGUGGGAAAACGAACAAAGGCAAGGCUCCUCCUGUCCCUCCACGUAGUUCAUUGUCUCCAAAACCAGCAAAGAAAGCGGACCCAGCUGAUGAACCGGCCGACUUUGAGGAGGAGAAAAAGUCUCAUCAGGAAUCCUCCGCUGCUCCUGAAGAGCCAGGUUUGAAAACUACACUGUCUGAGUCAGGGUCAGAGCAGACGACAGCUCAGGCUGAGGAAAAUAGCACUCCUACUGACGAAGCAGCUACAGAUCAGCAAGCAGACAGGAACAAAGGUCAUGUCGACUCAAUGAAAAGGAGGUUUGAUCCAAAAUUUUGUGAAAAGAGUUAAAGGAGGCAGAGCAGGAUGGGGAAGCGAAUGUUCCUUCAGAUAGUGUCUUUCCUGCAAAGGCACUUUCGCCAUUAACCCAAAACUCUCCAAAUGUGGACAUAGACAAACCUAUUUCUACACCUGAAAAGGAACCAGCGAUGUAUGGAGACACUUCCCAGCAGCCUCACAGCCCUAUACAAACAAAACCAGACAACGAGCACACCAGUACUUUGCAAGAGUCUCCAGACACUCCACACAAAACUCCAGAUCAAGAGAAAAAGUUCAAGAACACACAGGACUCAGUUGAGUCUAGUGAGGAUGAAGAUGAAACUGCCCAGUGUUGUCCAAAAGAAGAAAAGUGAGAGCCUUAGUGAGGAUAAAAUACAAAAGAAAGAUAAAGUUGUUACAUAUGCCAUCAUACAAUUUGGCAAAAUGAAAAGAGAAAUCUAAAGAAGGAAGCAGACAGUAAAAUCAAAGUUACAUAUUUUAUAGUAUGCAGACAAAUAUUUGCUGUGUUGACGUGGACUGAAAGCUAAAGGUCGUUAUUUUUUAUAAAGUAACUUUAUAUAAAAGGUAUAACAGGAUGCUAAUUAGAUAAGUGACUCAGAGAGAUGACAUCCACCUGAAAUGACAAUGGGACCAGAAGUAAAAGUUUAUUUCAUUCAUGUUUUUGUAUACCUUUCUCUGGUCCUAAUACUUUUAACUGCUUAGCUUUAAUACCAAUAAUUUGUAAUAUAAAUAUAUUUUUAUAUUAUUCAUGUAAUGAGUUUGGCAUCUUUACAUUUAAUGUACAUCUUACUUCAUCGUACAGCUAAACAAAUCAGCUAUUGACACUACAUAUGUUACAUUGACGUUACAUAUUUGAUUCGUUUAAACAAAUGAACAGCACUAACGCAGCGCUGAUGAAUUUCAUGCUGUGAACUUUGACUUUACAUAUAGAAACCCCAGAAUAACAGAAAUAAUCCUCAUAUUUUACCUUAGUCAUGAAGUAGACUUUAUGGUGCUAGGAAAGUAUUGAAGCAAAAUGCUUUAUUCAAGAGUUAAAAUAUUAAAAUGUCAGUAUAUAUCCCUGUUGAUGAAGGUACUUUAAAAUAUCUGUCAUGUUAUAUACGUAGUUAUGUCAGAAUAUACAAACCUGAUUCUCCUGUGCUCCUGUCCCAACCUUUUGGAUUGUGCUGCAGGCAUCAUAAUGAGUUUACAUCUACAAUUUUACAUAACAGUAGUCUGUUCAUCAAUUUGAAUAUUAAAUAUACGUUAUUCAUAUUUGUUGUAUUAUACAGUGCCAACCUUUUUGGAAUCAGUGGUUGUAAAAGUAACCAUCGUACCCGUUGGUGAAGAUGUAUCGCUGUCAGAUAUUUUUUCUUUCAGGUACUUUUUGUUCUUGUACUGUUUUGUGCACUUUUAGCAGCUUGUUUCUGUAUGUUCACUGCCUUGAAAAUGUUUAAGCUCAGGGUACAUUUCUCAUAUUUGUUACUGUUACAUUUAAACUGUUUGUGUAUUGUUAAACUUUCUCCUGUGUUGUUCAUGAAUGUUUUAAUAAAGGCAACACUAGUGUGA
Messenger RNA from Larimichthys crocea (large yellow croaker), 2243 nucleotides. RefSeq names its product cell surface glycoprotein 1-like. The record is from RefSeq and is a predicted model, not a curated record. Lineage: Eukaryota; Metazoa; Chordata; Actinopteri; Sciaenidae. The coding region runs from base 117 to 707 and encodes 196 amino acids. The transcript has 8 exons.